GGGUUGGAAUGGGCAUGACUGCUCCUGUUCCUGCUGAAGAUGGCUCCUUACAGCAGAAUGUGAAGGUCUCUCUGCGAAUCCCAAGCCAGUUUCAAGCCAACCCUCCUUUUCCUAGCGAUGAGAGCAUUAAGAUUGAAGAGAGACAGGAGAUGACCAUUUAUUCCACGCAGUUUGGUGGCUAUGCCAAAGAGGUGGAUUAUGUGGACUAUGCUGCCAAGCUGAAGUCUGCUCUGGGAAGUGAAGCUGCAUACCGCAAGGAUUUCUACUUCUGCAAUGGUUAUGACCCCCCCAUGAAGCCUUAUGGGCGACGCAAUGAAGUCUGGUUUGUUAAAGAGUGA
This is a messenger RNA of Apaloderma vittatum (bar-tailed trogon), 338 nucleotides long. Its product is annotated as heme-binding protein 1-like. The record is from RefSeq and is a predicted model, not a curated record. Lineage: Eukaryota; Metazoa; Chordata; Aves; Trogoniformes; Trogonidae.